AUGGCACCAGCACAACCACCAGAGACCAUCACCCUCAAAGUGAAGGUCCCGCCAGGCCAUCUCACCCUACCAGCCAUAUCUGGCGAAGGCAGCACCACUGUCUCACAAGACUCCUACGACCUAGGCUCCUUGCCCGUGUCCACUACCGUCGGCGCUCUUCGCCAGCAGAUCCAGUCUGCCAUCCCAAGUAACCCAGCACCGGAACGCCAACGACUGCUCUACGGUGGCCGGGCACUGGUCAACAACGAUCAAACGCUGGCAGACGCAUUCAAUACCAAGCGAGAUGCAAGUCAGACGGACUAUGUCAUCCACCUUCUUGUCGGGGGCGCGGGGAUGAGCAGUGGACCGCGUGGUCAUCAAGCGAGUCGAAGCACGAGUGCUGUGGAGGGAAUGGGAGGAGCGAGGGACGCCCGUACGUCUCCAGUACCUGGACAACAGCCAGCCCCACACGCUGGAGCCCAAGGACCUCAGGGCUUGGGAACAAUGCGCCAGGCUGCUGAAAGAUUGCGGGCGCAGAUGCCGCCGCACCUUCGAGAGCGCGCACAAACAGGGCAGGCCAAUGGAGCACCGCCAUUCCCUAUGCCGGGUAUGCCAGGCCAGCCGCCGAUGAUGGGCGGGGCGAUGCCGCCGGGUAUGGGCCUGCCUCCAGGGUUUCCUAUGCCACCGCACAUGCCUACGCCUGGCCAGCAGCAGCCACAGCCAAAUGGACAAACACCUUCUAGAACAGACGGAAAUCAGACGCCUGCAGAGGCGCCGCAGGGAGCGCAAAACCAAGGCAAUAUACCAGCUGGACAGCAGCCGCAGCAGCAUGGCAACCGUCGGCCGGUCAGCGGUCAAGGCUUUCACGUACAGGGCGUCGGGCCCAACGGGCAGAGAUUCGAGAUCCACCAGCAGACACUGAACUUCCCGCACAUGACUCAAGGUCAGCCCGGUCAGGCUAUGCAGAUGCCAAUGCCGUUUGGUAUGCCCCAGAUGCAACCAGGUAUGCCUCCACCACAACCACCACGACAGCCUAAUGGACCUUCGGCGUUGGAGCGCGCACGAGAAAACAUGACCGAGAUGCGACGGAUGCUGGAGGAGAUGCGAAAUCAGACCGACGCUCCCUCAGAAGAAGAGCGACGGAGGAGGAUUGACGAGAUGGAGCAGCGCGUGAUAGGUGUGAACAACUACAUCGACCCGCUUAAUGCGAUACCUACUGCGACUCCAACGACCACUGGAGGGGCAGAUGCGACGGGCAGGCGUUCGGCGCCGCCCAACACCGGAGCACCACCAUUUCUGCAGCCUCCCAUGUUCAUGAACAGGCCGCCACAAUUCCAGGCUAUGGCUCAAGCACCGCGACUGAACGGCCCAUCAGUUCAAGGGCAGUCACCAUCGCCUCGCAACCCAAGCGAUGUGACAGCCUAUCUUCUCUCCGGCCCUCAAGGACCGCAAGCUCUGCUAUUCUCGCCCCAGCACGGGAUGUUUCAGGGCUCACUCCCACGUGCCAGCCCAACACCUACCGCAACCACCACUCAACCCACUCCAACCCAGCAACCCCAACAAGGCCACCAACAGCACCAGCCCCGCGGCAUCCCCCUCCCCGACGCCGGCGCCCUCGCCCAACAAGCACAAGCACAAGCAGGCGAAGCCAACCAAGCCGCCGCGGCACCCGACCCUCUCGGUCCCCUCCAACCCAUCCUCGCGCACGUCUGGCUCCUCCUACGCAUUCUGAUUUUCGCCUACUUUCUCCUCGGCACGAACAUGGGCUACACACGUCCUCUAGUCCUCGCAGGCAUCGGCAUGGUCUUCUGGGCCAUCCGCAUGGGUGCGCUAGGCGACGGCGCGGCGGUGCGGAGAUGGUGGGAGGGCGUGCUUGGAGGGGAGGGACGUCCUGAGCCGCGAGGCCAAGCAGCUAACGAACAGGCGCACGGUCAGGCGCAGGCUGGUGGACAGCACCGUAUGCCGACGCCCGAACAAGUGGCGCAGCGCUUAUUACACGAAGAAGCCGAGCGGGAUAGGGCUAGAGGUGGGAGGGGAUGGUUGCGCGAGCAAGUGCGGCCGGUGGAAAGAGCGGCGGCGCUUUUUGUGGCGAGUUUGUGGCCCGGGAUUGGGGAGGCGCAUGUGCGGGAGCAGAGGAGGGCGAGGGAGGAGGCGGACGCGGAGAGGAGGAGAGUUGAGGGGGAGGAAGCGGAGAGGAGGAGGGAGGCGGAGGAGAGGGAGAAGGGGACUGAGGGGAGUAAGGAGAGCGCUGAGGGUGGCGCUGAACGUAGUGGGAGUGGAGGCGUGGCUGCGGAGGCAGGUGAAAGCGCUCGCGCGACUACGAGCGGCAAUGCUGUGGGGGAGGAGGGCAGCGGAUCUACCUAA
Molecule: messenger RNA, 2343 nt
Organism: Saxophila tyrrhenica
Lineage: Eukaryota; Fungi; Ascomycota; Dothideomycetes; Mycosphaerellales; Extremaceae
Exons: 2
Coding region: 1-2343 (780 amino acids)
Biological process (GO): endoplasmic reticulum unfolded protein response
Molecular function (GO): protein binding
Source: RefSeq, a predicted model, not a curated record